GAACCUCGGGCCUACGGUAACGUUCCCGUUACUAGGUAUCUACCCCAGAUCUCUCCCGCUCCUGUUGCUACUGCCCAAUCUACGAAUCUCAAAGCCGAGUGUACAUGUAUAGUGAUCUCAGUGGCGGAUAAUUGCGACAACGCGCCUUUCUCCUAAUCCUUGCUUCUUAUUGAUAUCGACAACCACCAGAGCUAGUUGUGUAACACCAUGCACGCCAAAGAACGUCUCAAGCAACUCGCAUCCCACUUUACAUCCGCGAGCCCUGUCCCUGGUCCUCCUCCCAUUCUACCGGGCGACAGCCAUGAGUAUCAUCACCGACACAACUUCCAUACGCUGAGUCCGACGUCGUUUCUCUGGAGAGCAGCGCAGAUUGAACCGGAAGCAACAGCAAUCUACCACAAAACCGCGAACAACAAGAUUUUGCAACGCUCUUAUCUUGAGGCUGCAGAUCGUGCGAGAGGUUUCGCUUAUUUCCUAAGGAAGCACGGAUACAAGAGAGUCGGCAUACUAUCGACAAACACACCAGCAUUUUUAGAAUCCAUAUUUGGCAUCGCGGCAGCCGGAGCAGUCAAUGUUGCCAUCAAUUAUCGGCUAAAGCCGGAUGAUAUAUCCUACAUUUUCCAGCACUCCGAUGUGGAUUUUAUCAUUGCAGACUUUGAGUUUGUGGACUUGUUAGACGGUUUCCGAAAGGAACGACCCAAUGUGCCAAUUUUGGUGGACACAGAUACAGACGCGAGUGAAGGUGAGCUGUCCGGGCCAUUUGACGAGGCUGUGUUGGAGGGACUGAAUUACGAUAUUACAAACGGAAACAAGGGAUGGACAGAUCUGCAGGCGCAGGCAAAAGACGAGGAGGAUGUUAUUGCGCUGGCGUAUACCUCUGGGACUACUGCAAGACCUAAGGGGGUGGAAUAUACGCAUCGAGGUGUUUAUCUCGCCGCUAUGGCGAACAUCAUCGAGAGUGGACUGAACUACCACACCGGCCGCGCAAAGUACCUUUGGACACUCCCCAUGUUCCAUGCCACUGGCUGGACGUUUCCUUGGUCCGUCACCGCUGUGCGUGGUACACACUACUGCCUUCGUAGGAUCGAUUAUCCAGAGAUCUGGCGAUUGCUCAAGGAGCAGGGCAUUACACACAUGAAUGCCGCGCCUACAGUGAAUAUAUUACUCUGCGCGGCCAAAGAAGCGGAGAGACUACCCCAACCUGUACGCGUCACGGUCGCUGCAUCUCCACCCACUGCCUGGCUCUUCGAGCAAAUGACCAACUUCAACCUUCAACCCGUACAUGUCUACGGUCUUACGGAAACAUACGGUCCCGUCACAAAAGGAUACCAUAUGCCUUCCUGGGACGCCAUACCCGAGAAAGAAAAGUACGCCAAAAUGGCACGACAAGGACACGGCUUCAUCGCCGCCUUGCCCAUUCGGGUCAUCAAGACGGAGCAGGAUGCAGAUGUGUUGAUUGAUGUGGAGCGCAACGGAAAGGAGAUUGGAGAAAUCGUGUUUGAGGGCAAUAUCUGCGCCAAGGGAUAUUACAAGGAUGCAGAGGCUACAAGGAAGUUGUGGGCAGGUGGUGUCUCUCAUAGUGGAGAUCUAGCGGUCUGGCACGCAGACGGUGCGAUUCAAAUUUUAGAUCGGGCGAAGGACAUCAUCAUUUCCGGCGGCGAGAACAUUUCCAGUGUGGCUCUUGAAGAUAUGCUUUCUACCCAUCCAAAUAUCCUCGAAGUUGGCGUCGCUGCAGUGGCUGAUUCACACUGGGGGGAGAGACCCAAGGCUUUCGUCACUACCAAGGACGGAAGUAACAGUGCGACAUUUGGUGAAGAAGUUAUCCAAUGGGCCAAAGAGAAUAGCAAUAUCUCGAGGUUUAUGGUUCCAAGAGAGGUCGAGGUUGUGUCGGAGCUGCCGAAGACGAGCACAGGGAAAAUUCAGAAGAACGUACUUAGACAAUGGGCUAAGGGAAACCGAGAAGAGAAGUGAGGAGCAUACUGUAUUGUAGUAGUGUUUGAUUAAGCUUCGGCUUUGUGAAUAGCGUACAACCUCC
This is a messenger RNA of Dothidotthia symphoricarpi CBS 119687, 2035 nucleotides long. RefSeq names its product acetyl-CoA synthetase-like protein. The coding region runs from base 208 to 1971 and encodes 587 amino acids. NCBI's taxonomy places the organism in Eukaryota, Fungi, Ascomycota, Dothideomycetes, Pleosporales, Dothidotthiaceae. The record is from RefSeq and is a predicted model, not a curated record. The transcript has 2 exons.